This is a messenger RNA of Nannospalax galili (Upper Galilee mountains blind mole rat), 6866 nucleotides long. RefSeq lists its product as uncharacterized. The coding region runs from base 1 to 6588 and encodes 2195 amino acids. Lineage: Eukaryota; Metazoa; Chordata; Mammalia; Rodentia; Spalacidae. The record is from RefSeq and is a predicted model, not a curated record. The transcript is spliced from 47 exons.
AUGGACGAAGUUUAUCAAAUCUGCUCCACAGAAAGGACCCAGCUGUUAGAGAGAGAACUGGUUGCACAGCUGAGUGAACUGAGGGCUGAGAUGGAAGAACAGGGGAGCCUUCAGGGACCAGCUGGCAGGGCUUACAGCUCUGUUCAAAUACCAAAAGACAUUUCUUACUUUAGAAGAGAAAGGGAGCUGGCACUGAAGAAAACCUUAUGGGUGGCCCACGCGAAGCCCCUUGUUAUUCAGGCAGAUGUCCUGCAGAGGGAGCUAGAGAGCUGCCUAAGGAGAGAGUACACGUCGGAAAAUCUCCCUUUGCUUCUGUUGCAGUAUUACACAGAGAGAAUUACACAGCUGGUUCAGAGUAAAUAUUUACACAUGCUGAGGUGGAAGCGGUUUUGCCAGCACAGUGAGACAAUGGAGCAACUCUACCCUCUGUACAAGAAACAAGUCAGCUACAUUAUGAAGGAGUUCAAUGACGCAGUUCAGAGAGCUGAAAGACUCUCAGUUGCUCGAGAAAACUUCCUUAUGGGAAAAAGCAAUCCUCGGAACCUAGUGACACAGGAAGACCUGAUGAUUUAUACAAGGUGGUUAGUGUGUCACCUGCACUCUCUCAGGACCAUCCACCACUACCUGCAGGCCCUCCAGUAUUUGCCCAUCUUGAAAGUGCUGAGUCUAGCUGACAACCAAGUUCCUGAGUGUGGUAAGGAAAAUGAAAAGGUCUGUGUCAAUGACAUUACCCCUGACAUCCAAGACUCUAGAUCUCCUGGUCCUAUGGACACCAGCAUUUCAGGGCCAGUAAGAGAAGAUGCUGCUUUUGUCCUGCCCCAGCACACAACAGACCCAGAAGAGCUGAAACCUCAGCUGAGGCACCUGCUCUCCCAUUUCCAUGUCUCGUGUGACCUGCAGGAGCUGAGGGACUCUGCGAAGGAGAUGGAACUCUUUUCCUUGGUUUCCCAAAAAUUCCAAAGCAUCUUCACGGAGCAACAAAGAAUGCGGACAUUUCCAGACUAUGAGGCAGGGACAGCUAAAGUGGAUUUCACAGGACCUGCUAUGACCCUAAAAAAGAGAGCUACCUGGAUCCCCUUUGUGAAGAUCAAACCAAAAUAUGAUCCUUGGCAAAAGAAGAUGUUGACCAAACUCAAAGAAAGGAGAAGAAUAGAUGUACUAAUGCAACUCCAAGCAAAGUUUUUGAAGAUUUCCAACCCCAAGCGCGUCAUGCAAGUACUCCAGGAUCAUGCUGCAAAAACAGUCAUGGUGGCUCCACAUCACUCAUCUUUCCCGACCUCCCAGGGUUUGCAUCAGUGCAACUAUGACCAAAUCUGGGAGAAUAUUUAUAGCAACAUCAACCUCUACCAGAAUGAAAAUGUGAAGGAUGAUGGCUUUUCAGUGGAACAAAACAACUAUGACCUCACACAGAUAAGUCUCAGUCAAGGUGCUGAUCGGCCUCUCGAGAAGAAAACAGAGUCAGGGUACAACUAUGCAAUGGUCCUCCAACUGCUGGGCUUGGAUGAUGGCACUGAGCCCAGUGACAGGAAUCCUGUCCUGAUGAGAGGGGCAUACUUGUCUUUUCUGUGUCUGCGCCACCUGCACAUCCGGGAACUACAGCGCAUCUGUUUGGGAGUUCUGAACUAUUUCAGAUCUGUUGAGCGAACUUUGACCAUUAAUACUUCAGGCCUUACCUUGGUUUCAGGGAACCUGGUCCCUACCAUAGAAGAUAGUUCUUGGGUAAAUAUGGUAAAAGGAGGCUUGGGCACCUGUCAAGGCCUAGGACCUCAGCACUAUGUCCACAGGACACCUGCUGAGCACAAGGUCCACAGUGUUCGAUUCAUGGAGUUUUCAGAAGUGGAGAACCAGGAUGACUUCUACAGCACAGGAGCUGGCUGUGUCCACACCCAGGACCAGCAAGGUGCCUAUGUCAUGUAUGAUGAAGCCUUGUGGGAUCUGGAAGAACUAGAGGCAGAAUUGCUGCUCGUUGCCAGCCAUUACAUUGAGAAAGAAAAAGGUCACAAAGAGGACAGCAAAUCAGAGAGAAGCCAGUGCUGGGCCUGGGCCCAUGCCAGUGUGGACAGAUUUGCUGUGCUGUAUGACCUGUGGACCUGGGAAGCAGCCCUUCUAGAAAGCAGACGUCAGCUUCUUGAUACUUACUUUGAAGCCUACCAGCACACUCUAGACCCUGAAGAGAGAUUCACCUUAGCACAAGUGAUGACUGACAUUAUGCAUCGGCGCCCCAAAUUUGAUCUCGGCCACUCCUAUUUCAUUAAAGCCUACCAAGACGAAUGCACCUGUCUGAGGCUUCACCUACUGCUAGUAAAGGGCAUCUUCAGCCAUCAUCUGGAGCAGCAGCGGGAGUACGUCCAGAGGCUCUGGCGAGGACAUCACGCAGAUGAUAGCGAGACAUUCGGACUUCCCCUGAAUGUAAUCACUAAGCAACCUGUUUCCAUCAACAACAGCUGCCCAGCUGCAGAGAAUGUUCAUCUGCUGGAAUUUCACCCUUCCCUGGGUCUGGUUGGGCUCAUCCCCAAAGCCCUUGAGCACCUGCUGCGUGAGGCCCACCUCACCCACAAGCCGGUAUCAGCCAGUGGCCUUGUCCUGCUGGAGCGACACAUCUUGCAGCUAGCCCUGGACCUAUGGCUCACCCCAACCAAGGCUGAGGCCUGGUACAGUGCACAUCUGCAGAAAGAUCUCUUUUCAGCUAAAGUGAUGGGCGAUCCCUUUCUUGUGGAGGAAGUAGGACUGCUUGCACUCAAGUCUGCAGUGGAUGAAGGACAGAAACAAGGCCAAGACUCCCGUGCACUGCUCCUGGACACAUUUUCCAAGCUUCUGGAACUCCUGACUCUCCGCCACCGGCUGAUAGGCAUGAAUGUGGAGAGUGCACACGUGGCCCGGCUGUAUAAGCAAUUGGCACAGGAAAUGGGUUUUGAAGAGUUCCAUUUGUAUCUGAGGCCUGUUCCCUUUGAGUCUGCAUCACACAAAGACAAGGUGGACCCACCCCCUCCUGUCUUCAUAACAUCUCUCCUAGAGGACAAUGGUCGGGUAGACAGAUACUCUCCCACUGCCCUAGUCUUAGCCAUUUCUGAGCUGGAUGAUAGCCACGUUGGCAAAUUUAGUUUUUAUACGAAAGAAGCCAUUCUUAAGCUUUUACGCCAAUCAGGAGUGGAAAAUAUGCAAGUGACCCUCGCAUGCCAAGCUGUUCAGAAAAAUGCUUUGAUAGUGGCUGUUCAACAGGCGUCCUUCUAUCACACCCCUCGAGUGGACUGUCCAGCUGAUGUCAAGGAAACAAGAAGUUCAGAUCUGAGGAAUCAUGGUGGAGUGAGUCCAACCAGAAGAGAUUCCAGAACUCCGCCUGGCACAGAGAGCUUGCUGUCCCCCUCACCUUCCAAAGUCCCUGGCACCCUUAUCCAUUCUUCAGCAAGAGUUCAAACUGCAAAAAGGGCUCCAGAGGCCUUUGUAUCUAUUCAACUAGAAAAGGCAAGGUUGCGGGACAUGAUGUUGAACGCCUUCCUCCUCAAAAAACAGACCAUUGCUGACAGAACGAAGAGCUCUGAGGACAUUGGAAAAGUCAAGAGGGAGGUGAUUGUUGAAUAUUGUCAAAAGUUGAAUUGCCAGAUGUCUCACUAUGCCCUUCGGGGUCAGAUCAUGGCGUACUGCAAUAGCCUGACAGCCCUGCUGGCAGACUUUCCUACCAUCAAGGAUACUUUUUUCAUGGUGGGACAACCACAGGAGAAGAAGGGCUUGAAGGGCUCCAAAGAGGACCUAAAGGCUGAUCCCAGCAGGAGUUUCCAGCCUCGGCCUCGGAGCUUGCUAUCAGAUGAUGGGAAAGUCUUCCUCAACUUAUGGUUUAUCCCCCAUCCUUCCGAAGUGCUGUUUAUGUACAAAACUCUGCCAGAAAAGGCUGCUUUUAAAGCCUUAAAGCUAACCCUCCAGCUGAUAGCUUCACUCCACGAUAUUGUGGCCUACCUUUUCAGCUUUGCCAAACUGGGCAAUUGUUCAGCAUGCUUUGAAUUUCCUUUAAGUCCUAACCCUUUGAGAAGUGAUUGGGGAGGAACCGAAGGCAUUGGAUCUGAGCUACAAGAACUGCAGAAAAUGCUUGACAGCCUCCAGAGUCCCCAGGACCCGAGCCAGGUGGCCCAGGCCCUCCUCCUCCGCAGGGAGGUGAUGCUGCUGCAGUUUGAUGCUGCUGUAAGGCAUCUUCUCCGAACAUUUUUGGCAGCCGGAAAUGUUCCCGCCUACCAGUCUGUCACAGAUGGUGCAUACCAUGGUUUGCCACCACUGAGCAGUUCUCUCAGGAAGAGCAUUUUUGCUUCGCAGCUCAGCCUGCCCCCGCCGCUGGAUCCACAGAGCCUCCAGGCAUUUGUGCUGUUCCCUUGGAGAACAUUUCUGGAAGAUGGUGGACCAUUUCCAUUUAUGAAUAGCACCCCAAACACCCUAGAGCAUGAUAUGCAGAUGUGCCUCUGUGGACUGAGUAACCGUGACCGCAAGGUGGCCCAUGGAGAGCUGGUGGGUGUGCAGAUGUUAUUGGAAGAUGUGCUUCUGAGCAGCUAUUCUCUGAUCAUGGAGGGUUCUCCUGAGCCACAAACCACGAUGGACCAAAAUACACAGCUAGAUUGGUCCAAACUAACAGCACUCAGAAGUCAGCUGGAAGGCCACCCAAAAACUGCUGCAGUGCUGGAGGGGCCUAGUGAUGCAGUGAUGUCUCUUGCUUUGCUGAGAUCCUUCCUCAUCCUGUGGAAACAGCUGGAAGUGCUGAAGGAGCACUGGGGCCGACUCAAGCUUCAAGGCCAGGAUGUCAAUUCUGGCCCCCUCUACAAACAGUUCUCAGAGCUCUAUAAAGUUGACAUUUUCUACCCCAGCAUGAAAGCUUUAGCCAGGCAAAUAGGCAAAGAAGAUGAGUUUGAAGGACUUAUUUUAAGUAGUCAGUCUAUUCUUCCCCCAAAAGGAGCUUCAGAAAUUGAAAUAAAAACUCAACAGCUUCAGAAACUUCUGGAAAGUUUAGAAAUUCAUAUGCUCCAAGAGGUAUUAAGAACAGUUAACAGCGAGAUGACACUGAUUUUGUCAGAGAAAGCCAAGAAGGAGUGUACCCUCCCAACAGAUCUUUGGAAACACCAAGUCAUGAAAGAAAACUUUUCAGUUGGAAGACCCCAGAUAGUUGAAAAAUUUAUACAGAGAUUAAUGGAGAAUUCCCAAGAUGGUGGACCAGAGAUCACUUUCAGGAGGGACCACCUUGAAGCCUGCCUCCUCUCCCUGGGUUGUGAUGUGAUGGCAAGAGAACGCAGCAACUUUGAGACUUAUUCCAUGUGUUAUGAGCAUGUGUUGCAACAUGCCAGGCAGAAGCUCAGCCAGAAGGAGAAGGAAGUAGAGAUGCUACGAAGAAGUCAAGUUCCUCCUGAAGACCUUGCUGGUCAGGUUGCGGAGCUCAGUCAUGCUCUGAUCAUGGAAACCACUGCUCUGAGAGCCCAGCUCACAGACUUGGAAGAGGAGAAUCUGAAUCUGAAAACACAGAUUAGAAAAGAAGUUCAGGAAGAAUAUGAAACAUUAGUCCAAGCUUUGUUUAUGACCUGUUUACACAUAAAGGAGAAGCUGGAUGAGAAUCAGCUUAAUUUGAUCCAGAAAGUGUGUGAGCUCAUCGGUGAAGUGAGAGCCGAAGGGAUAGCCAACUUGAAGGAGCUAAAGAAAACCUGGGGCUCUGCCAGACCAGAUGAAGGAACAAAAGAGAGCCUGGCUAAAGAGCAGCAGUGGGGCUCGGAGCAGGACCACAGCAGCACCCUGGCUGCCCUAGUGUGCAAAGCACGGAGCCUAGGCCGCUGGCGGCUGGCUGUGCAGCAGGCCCGCUUCCGAGGCCAGCUGAGCAGGGCAGAGAAGGAAUCUAUUCAAAGUAAAAAAGAGUGCCUGGGAAUCAAACUAAUGGCAGAGCAAGAAGUGGGUCUACUUCGCCAACAGUUGCUGGCUGUGAGGCAGGCACUGACCAGGGCUCAGACUGACAACAUGCGGCUGUGGAAGCAGCAGAACACACAGGCUCAACUGCUGAGGGAGUUGGAACACAGAGUGACCCAAGACUCUGUCACUUGGCAACAGCUGGAUAUACUAAAAACAUCCAGCAUGGAGAAGCUCCUGGAAGAUGUGGGACAAAAAGAACAACAGCUGCAGCUUCUAACUGAAGAGGCUGAGCGGGCUUCCAAACUGAGCCAGCUACAGCGGAAGAAGAUGGACCGAGAACUCCAGCAGAUGAGAGGCCGGCUUGUCCAGGAGCGUAGUGUGAAGCUGGAUGCUUUCCAGCGUGUACAAGAGCUGCAGAGUCGGCUUCAUGACACUGAGCAGCUGACGAUCCAGAUGAGCUCCACAGAUGGGAUUAUAUCCCAGGCUCACUGCUCCAUAAACUCUGCUUCUGCGUCAUCCAGAUACUCCCAUCGACAUCUUCCAAAGACUAAUCUUAUGGGCAAUAAAAUGACAAGAAGAAUUCAAAGACCAAAGACUGUACCGAUUAAGCACAAAAAAAGGAUUGAUGAUGCUUUGCCCAAUGCGGCAGAAAAUGUGCAACUUACAACUUUUCAAGUCCAAACAGCUCCAUCCAGAAUUUCAUCCAGACCUCACUGGUAAUUUUUUGGGCAAAUUUUAUUUUCUGUGUGCAUUUGAAUGAAUAAGAGUGACUCCAGCUCCAUUCAACUUUUCCUCUAGUUUUUCUUACCAGUACUUGGAAGGCAAUAGUGAAGACCUGUGAUGAUGGUGUAGUCAGUGUCCAGAUAAAGCAGAAUUGGCCCCAAAUCUUAAAAUACAGCCUUAAUUUUCAUUUCUACAAGCCAUCUCUUGUUUCUGGUGGCCCAGCAGCCUCUCAGUUUGAGUUUUUCAGUUACAAGGUAGAUUGGAUCAGCCAAGAC